Tuber aestivum (summer truffle) is the source of this 2925-nucleotide messenger RNA. Lineage: Eukaryota; Fungi; Ascomycota; Pezizomycetes; Pezizales; Tuberaceae. The record is from the annotation of a GenBank genome assembly.
ACGGCAGAGCCUCUGUGCCAAUACUCGAAUCACCAUACUCGUAGCUUGCAGCACCUGCAAUAGCUGUAACCAUCCCUUUGAACCACUCCUCUUCUCUUUCCUCCUCUCAAAUACUGCAUUGGGACGCCCUCUCCCUCUUUGAAGCCGUCACCUUCCCAAUCAUACGCUCUUUAACCGAUAGAGGAAGAACAAAAGUAUAUAAUAUCCUCGUUCGAGAUCUCCCUUUAUUCCAUAUUCCUACAUAUCGAGAAAUCCCUCCCUCUCACCCCUUUACACCCUCCCUUUUGAGCGACUAGUUUUUUUUGAACCCAUCUAGUCAACAGCGGCUAUGCUGCGCCUUUCCACUAUUCGCUCCAUCUUCUCACUAGACACGCUCGACUCUCGCUUGACUGCGAAUACCCCACGGUCCUCCUCCCCUCCCAAAAACCCCACCGCUCCAUCCUUAGCAGGAACCGCACGCAACGGUGAAAGUUCACGUAGCCAGAAACUGCGCAAAGAGUCCUCGCCGUCGAAAUGGGGGACCCCCGAGUUCUGGCUAUACACCAUCGGCGUGGGAAUAGCUGUAAUCUUAAUGUUCAAGACCACAUAUGAUAUAAGUAAAGGUGUGCGCCUCCCUCAAAAUAAACGUUGAAAAGGAAACCAAACGAAAUAAUUUCCCAUCUUAGUUCCAGGGGCUACUGCUGAAAAAACCACAUGAACAGAAUCGCAUCCCAACUACCCUAAAUUCGAGCUCCUUCUUUCCCCUGGCUGGAUCCCUGGGCGAAAAGUGGAUAACUCUGAUCAGCAGUACGCCAAUUUUCGCGACAACAUACCCAUUCUCGUGGGAGUUCUCUUAGGCCAUUUCCUCCUGCGUCGAGGCUUCAACGCGCUCUUCUCCAGGUUAUUUCCCACUCCACCGCACAAUUCCUCUUACCUCCCGUCGCACAACAUCAAUCGACGAAAGUACUUCGACAUCUUGUUCGCAGUUAUACUUCUCACCGCACUACAUUCGCUCAGUGCCAUCAAGAUUCUCGUCAUCCUCACUGCGAAUUGGCUCAUCUCGUUCUUUCACCCCAGCUCUAUUUUUGUGCCAAUCUUGACUUGGGGGUUUAACAUUGGCGUUCUUUUUGCGAAUGAGUACUUUGAGGGUUACCAUUUCCGCCUCAUCCUCCCAUGGCUGAUUGCCGGGGAAGGCGCCGGGGUCGGGUAUGCGAUGGAUCACUUCCUCGACGGAGGCUUACUCCCGCGCUGGGAAAUCAGCUUCAACAUUACGGUUUUGCGACUCAUCUCUUACAACAUGGAUCAUUACUGGGCUGCCAAGCGACUGGAGGAAGCAGACGAAGUAGUUGUUGGAAGGGAUGAAGGAAGCGUUCUGGAGGUACGUAGUCUUAUAGGAAGAGGAGAUGUUGAAGGAACAGAUAGGGAGAGGGGGACAGAGGACGAUCCCUCAGAUGAUGUAGAAGCUCAGAGCCCCGGACUGAUUCUCGAGCAAAAGAAAAAACUCCUUGACCCUAAAAACAUCAGCGAGCGGGAUAGGAUCGAUACACCGGCCGCCAUGGAAGACUAUGGAUUCUUCAAUUACCUUGCGUAUGUUUUAUACUCGCCAUUAUACCUCGCCGGGCCAAUAAUUACCUUCAAUGACUUCGUUCACCAGGUACCCCCCCCUUCUCCCCUUCUCCCCUCCGAACACUAACAAUCAUGCUCCUAGCAACGCUAUCCCCAACCAACCACUUCUCCAACCCUCGUAAUAAAAUACGGCCUGCGCCUCCUCUCCUCCAUCCUGACAAUGGAAUUGGUCCUGCAUUACCUCUAUGUCGUAGCAAUCAGCAAAACCGGGCACACCUACGACUCUUGGUCCUCCGACACGCCCUUCCAACUCUCUAUGAUCGGCUACUUCAACCUGCACAUCAUUUGGCUCAAGCUACUCAUCCCCUGGCGCUUCUUUCGCCUCUGGGCACUCGUGGACCACAUGGACCCACCGGAGAAUAUGUUGCGCUGCAUGAGCAACAACUAUUCGGCGCUUGCCUUCUGGCGCGCCUGGCACCGCAGCUUCAACCGCUGGAUCGUGCGCUACAUAUACAUUCCCUUCGGCGGCGCUAGCCGGCCCAUCGCGAAUAUGGUGGUUGUCUUCACCUUUGUCGCGCUCUGGCACGACCUUAGCUUUAAACUCCUCACCUGGGGCUGGCUUGUGGUGUUAUUCGUCAUCCCGGAGUUGGUUUGUCGGAAGGUGUUCUCCAAGCGGCGAUUUGAAGGUCGGGAGAUGACAUAUAGGUAUCUUUCUGGUCUCGGCGCAGUGGGGAACGUGCUCAUGAUGAUGGGCGCGAACCUUGUUGGAUUCGCUAUUGGUGUUGAGGGCGUUAGAGAUUUGAUGCGCGGCGUGUUGGGGAGCUGGGAGGGGUUUGGAUUUGUCGCUCUUGCGUGUACUGCGCUUUUCAUGGCCGUGCAGAUUAUGUUUGAAGUUAGAGAAGGAGAGAAGAGGGUAGGGAUUGACCUCAGGUGUUGAAGGGGAAGGGUGGUUCCUGUAGAUUUUUAUUGAGCCUCCAUUUCAUCCCCCCCCCCCUUCUUUUGGGACAUGAUACCUGCCCUUAAAAAACGCUAUAUUACAAUAGGGCUUUUUUUGCUUUCUAUUUUUUUUACUUCUCUCCUCCCCCCCCCCCCCUUUUUUUUGCAGGGUUUUAUGCGGGGUUUGUACUCUAGGGUAUGAUGGGCGGACCGGCUGGCUGCUUGGUAUGGUACGGUGCGGUUGGGACGGGACGGGACGGAUGGUCGGGUGAUGUGGAUGAUAUGGCCGAUUUCUAGACGUAUGAUAUCAAGACAGUGGUAACUGGUGCAGUACGAGUACCGUGCGGUGCAUUACCUUCCGCCGUCAAUAAAUCACGAUAUGUGGAACGCAGCAUAAAAUAUAUAUUCUAGCCAAUCACACCCACGGUGUCCAGGCAUAACAAU